AUGGACGGGAAGGUGGCGUCGGUGCACCGGACCCCCCGCGUCCGCAGGCUGCCGUCGUUGAGUCACAUUGCUGUGGUAGUGGACCAAGGCUCGGGCUUCGCCAAGGCGGGCUUUGCUGGGGAGACCCAGCCGCGCGUGGUGCUGAAGAGCUCGAGUCUGCUGCCCAAUUGGGACCGGCCUGUGGGGCCCGGGCUGCCUGGCUGCGAACUGGCGGGCGGCGUGGCCCGUGCCCACCCUAUCAAGCAUGGUGUGGUGGUGGACUGGGACGCACUGGAGGGACUGUGGGAGCGCCUAAUGGUGGGAGGCCUGCAGGUCCGCCCCAAACAGUGGCCUGUGCUGGUGAGCGACUCACCGUCGGCCCCACCCGAGGGCCGAGAGAAGGUGGCCGAGCUGCUGUUCGAGGCCCUGACAGUGCCCGCGUGCCACAUGGCCAGCACGGCGCUGCUGGCCCUCUGCUCCACGGGAGCGAUCAGUGGGCUGGCUGUGGAGGCGGGCGCGGGCGUGUGCCACGCCACACCCAUCUACGCGGGUCACUCCUGGCACAAUGCCACUUUCCGUCUGAACGUGGCAGGCAGCACCCUGUCGCGCUACUUUCGAGAACUGCUGGUGGCAGCGUGCCCUGACCUUCAGCUGCAGGCCCUGCCCCGCAAGACCAUUACACAGCUCAAGAAGCGCUGCUGCUAUGUGUCGCUAGAUUUCCAGGGUGAUAUCUGUGACCCUGCCCGCCACCAGAGGGCCUGUUUCUGCCUGGGCAAUGGCAGCUACGUGCGCCUAGGCAGCGAGCGCUUCCGCUGCCCUGAACCCAUCUUCCAGCCAAGUCUCCUAGGCCACCCUGAACCGGGGCUGCCCGCGUUGGCGUUCCAGGCGCUGCAGAAGAUACCCACACCACUGCGGCCACGGCUGGCUAAGACGGUGGUGCUGGCUGGCGGGUCCACCCUUUUCCCUGGCUUUGUGCAGCGCAUGAACCUGGAGCUGGAGGCACAGUGCCAGAGUAAUGGGCUCCAGUCCCUGCAGCCCUGCCUCGUGGCUCAGCCUGGACGGGCCACAGCCGUGUGGACUGGAGGCUCCAUGAUGGCCUCCCUGCAAUCCUUUGAGUGCCGGUGGAUGACUCGGGCCAUGUACCAGGAGUUCGGCCCUUCUCUGGUUCGGAAAGUGUUCGACUGA
Psammomys obesus (fat sand rat) is the source of this 1164-nucleotide messenger RNA. It is a transcript of the gene Actl10, whose product is annotated as actin like 10. The coding region runs from base 1 to 1164 and encodes 387 amino acids. The record is from RefSeq and is a predicted model, not a curated record. NCBI's taxonomy places the organism in Eukaryota, Metazoa, Chordata, Mammalia, Rodentia, Muridae. The transcript is spliced from 2 exons.